Molecule: messenger RNA, 1512 nt
Organism: Odocoileus virginianus texanus
Lineage: Eukaryota; Metazoa; Chordata; Mammalia; Artiodactyla; Cervidae
Gene: EN2
Product: engrailed homeobox 2
Biological process (GO): regulation of transcription by RNA polymerase II; neuron differentiation; multicellular organism development
Cellular component (GO): nucleus
Molecular function (GO): DNA-binding transcription factor activity, RNA polymerase II-specific; RNA polymerase II cis-regulatory region sequence-specific DNA binding
Source: RefSeq, a predicted model, not a curated record
GCGCCCCNCGCCCUCGGGAGAGUCGGCGGGGAAGGGACACCGGCCGGCCUCGGAAGUCUCCGCGUACGGAGCGGAGAAGCGGAAGGCUGACUGGAGGGUGUCCCUGGAGAACCGACUCGGGAUUUGUUGCGAGCAGCAUGGAGGAGAAUGACCCCAAGCCUAGCGAAGCGGCGGCGGCGGAGGGGCAGCGGCCGCCGGAAUCCAGUCCCAGCGGCGGCGCCGGCAGCCCUGGCGACGCGGACACUGGCCGCCGGCGGGCUCUGAUGCUGCCUGCGGUCCUGCAGGCGCCGGGCAACCACCAGCACCCACACCGCAUCACCAACUUUUUCAUCGACAACAUCCUGCGGCCCGAGUUCGGCCGGAGAAAGGACGCGGGGACGUGUUGUCCCGGCGCCGGAGGAGGCAGAGGCGCCGGGGCAGGCGGCGAAGGCGGCCUGGAGGGAGGCGGCGGCGCGGGCGGCGCGGAGCAGCUCCUGGUGUCGGGCCGGGAGCCCCGGCAGAACGCGCCCGGGGCGGGCGGGCCGCUGCCCGGCGGUGGCGGUAGCGACUCUCCGGGUGACGGCGAAGGCGGCUCCAAAGCGCUCUCACUGCACAGCGGUGCCAAGAAAGGAGGAGACCCCGGGGGUCCCCUGGACGGGGCGCUCAAAGCCCGCGGCUUGGGCGGCGGCGACCUGUCGGUGAGCUCAGACUCGGACAGUUCGCAGGCCAGCGCCAACCUUGGCGCGCAGCCCAUGCUCUGGCCGGCUUGGGUCUACUGCACGCGCUACUCGGACCGACCUUCUUCAGGUCCCAGGUCUCGCAAACCAAAGAAGAAGAACCCCAACAAAGAGGACAAGCGGCCCCGCACGGCCUUCACGGCAGAGCAGCUGCAGCGGCUCAAGGCCGAGUUCCAGACCAACAGGUACCUGACGGAGCAGCGGCGCCAGAGCCUGGCGCAGGAGCUCAGCCUCAACGAGUCGCAGAUCAAGAUCUGGUUCCAGAACAAGCGCGCCAAGAUCAAGAAGGCGACGGGCAGCAAGAACACGCUGGCCGUGCACCUCAUGGCGCAGGGCCUGUACAACCACUCCACCACCGCCAAGGAGGGCAAGUCGGACAGCGAGUAGGGCGGGCGGGUACCGCGUCCCGGCCCGCCCUGGCAAAAUGAUGCAAUAAUUUAAAAUCAGAAAUCAAGGGCCAGUGUAUAAAGAUUAUACCAGCAUUAAUAGUGAAGAUAUCGUGUAUUAGCUAUGGUUCUGCAAUAUUCUAUGUAUAUAUAAUUUACAGGAGGUGUAAAAUCCAAAAUAUCUGACUAUAAAAUAUUUUUUGAGUUUUUUUAUGUUUAUGAGAUUAUGCUAAUUUUAUGUUGGGUUUUUGGUUUUUGCAAAGGGGGCUACUUAGGGUUUCAUCUUUUUAAUCCCCUAAGUUCCAUUAUGGGACAUCGGACACUUUUUUUUUAAUUUCAAAAGAUGAAAAAAUUAAAACAACUUGCUGAAGUCCAAAGAUUUUUAUUGCUGCAUUUCACACGACUGUGAA